Messenger RNA from Gregarina niphandrodes, 645 nucleotides. RefSeq lists its product as hypothetical. Lineage: Eukaryota; Apicomplexa; Conoidasida; Eugregarinorida; Gregarinidae. The record is from RefSeq and is a predicted model, not a curated record. Bases 1 to 645 code for a protein of 214 amino acids. The transcript has a single exon.
AUGCGUUCGUUGGGGAGUGAAGUGAGGGGCGUGCGGUGGGGUGAGCUGUUGUCGUUGAUAUGCGCCGGGGGCUUACGACCGAAGCUGACUCAAAGUGUGGCGCAGACAGGGUUGUUGUGGGUGGGUCCGGCCUGCGUAAAGGUUUUGGCGUUGGGGCCGAAGACGGCGUUUGAGCAUGAGCUGAGGUGCUCCCCCGUCACAGGUACGCCCUACUCGAAGCCAAUACCGACGGAAGUGUGGCGGUUUGAUCAGGACUACAACUGGUUCCGGUUAUGGGACCGCCUCAUGGUGUUGCGGUGUGAAGAUGAAUUAAACGACAAACGUCUGCAGCUUUCGGAGGCGGCACUGCUGACAGUGAUUCGGAACAGGAUAGGGGAUAUGGCUCCGCCAGAGGCGGUGGAGGCGCUGUGUCGCGAGAUAUUUGGUGACCAGUUGGAUGUGUUGAAGGCAAUUGUGAGCGAGCGAGAGGAGACGGGUGAGAAACUCAGAACUACCGUAUCGUUGGGCUACACGCAGCCCCUGAGUAAGCACGAGGCCGACAGAAUACGGCCACUCGUACCUGAGGACUGGAGACCGGCCAUCGAUCGGAGGGCGGACUGGAAGAUUCCGGUGUGGAAGGCCAUCGAAGACGCACCGCAGGCUUGA